Messenger RNA from Oryzias melastigma (Indian medaka), 2590 nucleotides. RefSeq names its product N-terminal EF-hand calcium binding protein 3 (gene necab3). The record is from RefSeq and is a predicted model, not a curated record. The transcript is spliced from 13 exons. Gene Ontology annotation, cellular component: endoplasmic reticulum; Golgi cis cisterna; cytoplasm. Gene Ontology annotation, molecular function: calcium ion binding. Bases 299 to 1687 code for a protein of 462 amino acids. Lineage: Eukaryota; Metazoa; Chordata; Actinopteri; Beloniformes; Adrianichthyidae. Gene Ontology annotation, biological process: regulation of amyloid precursor protein biosynthetic process.
UCAAUUUUUAAGUUGUAUUAAAAGUUCAAACUCACUUUUAAAUGGAUUUUAUUUUUUAAAGGGGCCUUUAUGAAACAUAAACAACAGUAAAAAAAAAAAACAUGAAAAAAACUUGUGUUUGAAAUUAUUAGCAAGCCUUCAUAUAGUUAUAUUCACAAUUAAAUGUUAGAGAAAAAUAUCUAAGCAAGAAUGGAUGGAUUAAAACAUUAAACAAACACAAAGAAAGCUGGAUGUUGACCCAAAUAUUUUAUUUUGAAGGGCAAAAUAGGACUUGAUGCUUCAAAAAUAAAUAAAUAAAAUGGGGUUUGAAAGUAAACUUCAAAAGAAAAAAGAAAAGAUGCUCUCCCCUCCUGGUGUAGGCAGACGCUGCAGAAAAACGGACCAAUCAGAGGAGCUCCAGCAGGAGGAGCUGCAGACUUUGUUCAGCAGCUCCGCACAAAGUUGCAGAGCAUCCGCGAGUCUCCGCCGACCCUCCUGCCUGCAUCCCUCUGUACUUGGCAGCUCUCUCCUCCUGCGGCAGCAUCACCUCCAGCACUGCGAUUCUCCUGCCCUUUGGAGCUUUUGCCCGCCGACAAAGAUGCUGGCUUGCACAGAGAUGAUCACCAUGUGUCUCCAGUCGGCCAAACAGAAGCAUCUUCUGGCUCAGCAGCUGCAGCAUCAGCACCAGCAGCAGCCGCCUCACACCGCCGGACACGGGCUUGCUAUUCUUCAUGAUAUCUUCCGCAGAGCUGACAAAAACGACGAUGGCAAGCUGUCUUUUGAAGAGUUCAAUGCUUAUUUUGCUGAUGGGAUCCUGACGACUGAGGAGCUGCAGGAGCUUUUCUACUCCAUAGAUGGUCGACAGAAUAACAAUCUGGACACCGACAAGCUAUCAGAUUAUUUCUCUCAGCACCUGGGGGAAUAUUUAAAUGUCCUGUCGUCUCUGGAGAGUCUGAAUAUUGCCAUUUUGAAGGCAAUGGAUAAAACUAAGGAGGAGUAUCAGGGAGCCAGCGUGUUGGGUCAGUUUGUCACCAGGUUCAUGCUCAGAGAGACGUCCAGCCAGCUGCUGUCUCUGCAGAGGUCCCUGCAGUGUGCCAUGGAGGCCGUGGAGGAGCAAAGCAGCCCCGCCCCGAGGGAGGCUAAGGCGCCGGCGCUGACAGCGGUACAGAGAGACGGCAGGCAAUGUGGCCGCAGGGUCAACAACAACCUCUGCAUGUCCUCUCUGGAGCUGAGCUCCAACACCCUGAACACAAGCGUCACCACUGAGAACGGAGAGAACUGGUCCUCUCAGAUCAACCGGCUGCAGCUACUUUUGGACAAACUGGAGUUUCAGGGUCCCAAGCUGGAGCCGCUGCAGGAGGAUACACUGUCGAGCACGUGCAAGUCUGAGAAUCAGAACAUUCUGCUAGUUCAAAGGCAGAUGUCCGUGAUUGACGACGAUCUGGAUAAUUUCCAGAAAGUUUUGAAGAGCUACACUGAUGCCACCUCAGCUCAGGCUGACAACCUGCACGUGUCUGUUCAGAAGCUCCCCGGAAAGUUGUGUUACAUAAUGUAUGAGUUCUGGCGAGACCGCGUCUCCUGGAUGAGCUACCUUCAGUCCAACAGCAGCAAAGACUUCCAGCGCUGCAUCAUUGACAUGUUGGAGGAUGCUGAAAUAAUCAGUACCAUGCUGCUCCCAGCUUCCUGGUGGAUUAUGACUACCAACUAGAACCCAGAGUGUCAUAUCCGCUGCCUACAUGUUUCACGGACACAGUGGCGCAUCGAUCUUCCCACAUGUCCACCACACACACAAACGAAGAAUUCAAGAGACCUCGAUGAGUUCAAAAGCAGCGGGAGGGAUAAUGGCGUCAUCCAACAUUCUCCGGCGGCAUCUUUUAAUGUUCCAGUCUUUGACGGCUCAUUAUUUUCUCCGCUAAUAUAUGAAAGUGGGGAGCUGCUUUCUAUCCUGUAGCUCGUCCGUAAACUGGAAAGUACUGAAGUCUCUGCGAUGAACAAAAGCUCUUUUCCGACCGUCGUCUCUUUUACCUGUGGCAUGACCGCUUCCCUCCUGCAGUGUCUCAAACUAUGCCAUGUCCAAAGGACGAUUAAAAAAAAAAAAAAAGUAGUGUAGGCUUUUAGAGCAAAACCCAUAUGGAGAGAUGUAACAUUUUACUAGUGAUUUGUGUUUCGAGUUGUAAGCAUUUGUGAGGAAAGUGGAGGAAUUGAUGCGGACGAACUGAACGGAGAGCAUGCGUCCAACUGUAUGAUACUGUAGCUCAGUUCUCUUUUCCUUUGCUGUUCUGCUAUGUUCACACACAAAUUAAAUAUAUAUGCUUGAGAUGGAUCUUAUUCUAGCUGUUAGUUCCUUUAAUUGUCUAAAUAAAAUGCAUUUUUUUCAUCUGUAAUGUACAAAUGUAUUUAAAGAUGUGCACGUGUAGAAAACAGAACUAAUUCAUCGCUAAUAAAUAAAGAGGUAUGUAACAUAUGUCAUGUAUUUAUUUGAAUCAUGACAUUUAUUCCAGUUUAUUAUGAAAUUUAUUAUUAUAUAUAUAUUUCUGUUGUGCUUUGGCUUGGUAAAAUUUCACUGAACGAUUCAAAGAAACUUUAAUAAAAAAGUAAGCCUCCCAAAUGA